This is a messenger RNA of Daucus carota subsp. sativus, 4861 nucleotides long. Its product is annotated as putative E3 ubiquitin-protein ligase LIN-1. Bases 285 to 4712 code for a protein of 1475 amino acids. Gene Ontology annotation, molecular function: protein binding; ubiquitin-protein transferase activity. The transcript has 18 exons. The record is from RefSeq and is a predicted model, not a curated record. NCBI's taxonomy places the organism in Eukaryota, Viridiplantae, Streptophyta, Magnoliopsida, Apiales, Apiaceae. Gene Ontology annotation, biological process: protein ubiquitination.
UUUAUUGUUGUUUAAUGUGUAUAUAUGUAUGUGUAUGUGUCAGCAGUAGUUGACUGAUUGAGAUAUUUGAUGAUCAAAGGCACAGCAAAAGCCGGCAGUUUUCAGCUUUCAUAGGUCGGCAAUUUCUUCUUCUCUGUGUUAUCAAGAACAUCCUCUUCAGGCUGCAUGUAUGUGCAAAUUUUCUGUUCCAAAUUGGAUGUUUGGAUAGCUUAUUGACUUGAUUCUUCUGAAGAAUUGAAGACGUAAAACCAGGGCUUAAGUCCCUGUAGCUUACACCCCUGGGUAUGAGGUUUGCAAUGGAUCAAAAUGAUAUAGUUAGAUUCUUGCUCACCACUGUUGGAAGUUUUAUUCAAGACCGGUUAAUUGAUAAAGAACAAAGAGCCCAGCAAAAGGAACAAUGUGCUGAGAGAUUAGAAGCUGAAGAUGAAAAAACAGAAGUUCGGUACUCCGAUCAAGCCGUGUUAGCGAAUUUGGAUUGGGGCAUGGAUGCUCUCGAAGAAGCUAUAAAUACAUCAAAUAUUGAAACUAAGCUAGCACGACUAGACCAUGCAGAGAAGAUGUUGCAAGUAUGUGCUAUGUUAAAUUCUAGCCAGAAAACUGCAGGUGUUCCUAAUUUUUAUCUGUCUGCCUGGGCACAUCUAAACCUCUCUUACCUGUGGAAAUUGCGAAACAAUGUCCAAAAUGCAGUUCAUCAUGUUCUUGAGAUGUUCAGUGUUGACCCUUUAUUCUCUCGAAUUGAUUUUGCUCCUGAUCUAUGGAAGACUUUGUUUCUUCCACAUAUGAGUUCAAUAGUCGGAUGGUACUCAGAGGAGAGACAAAAGAUUGUGAUGGAUGCAAUUCCUGAUUCAGCAGAUAUGUCUUUCACUGCUGAUUUUGAUCAAUACUUCAAUGAAUCUUUAAUAUUUUCAGUGAGGCCUGAUCAAGCAGAGAAAAUGCAAAAUUUGGAGCAGGUUUAUGGUCAGGCUUUGGAUGAGAACACAAAGCUAUAUGCAAAAUACUACAAGGACUGUAUGAACUUUGAUUCAACCACCAGCAAAAAGUUGAUGCCAAUGAUGCCAAUAGCAGAGCCACCGAUGACUCCAUUGCAUGAGGUGAGCCGGUCCAUACCUGAUCAUGUGAAAUUUGGUCCUGUCUUACCUAAGAGUGCUGGUUUCAAUCAAACAACAAAGGCUAAAGAUAGCUCAAUGAAUGCUUUGAGAUUGAAAUCGGCUUCUGACUCAUUGAGGGACCUAGAGGAUUCUGCAAAAUGGGAUCCUGAAGAAGGAAUACCUGAAGAAGAAGAAUAUGAAUCUGACGAUGAACCUUAUGUCUUUGUGGGGUCUGGAGAUAAAGGUCACAAAGUUUUAUCUCAUGUCGGCAUGAAGAUGAAUCCUGAAAGUGGCUCACGGUCGAGUAGUCAAAAACACUCUCCUGCUGUUUUUACUCCUUCAGAUUCCCCCAAAGCUCCUACUCCGAAGAACUCAUCUCCUAAAGCUGAUUCUCAUUCUAAGGAUUCCUCAUCCAUGCUGCGGCUGUUGUCCACCCGUGCAAUGGAUGGCAAAGGUUUUGCAUCUGGGUCUUGUUCGCCAAUUCAUCAGGAUCCAGGCACUAGCUCAGGAGAUUCUGACAAUGAAAUUCCGGAACACCCGAAAAGUGUCAGGACAAAUCACAGCAGGAGGGUUAGUUAUGGGAAUCUUAAUACCCAACUUUUAGAAAAAAGUUUCUCUAAUGAUUGUGAAGAAGGAAGUCAAAGCUACAUUUCUCUCCCAUCCUCCGAAAAAAUGACCCCUCAUUCAAGAGUCCCUAAAGAUUUUGUCUGCCCCAUCACUAGUCAAAUUUUUUAUGACCCAGUAACACUUGAAACAGGCCAGACAUAUGAAAGGAAAGCCAUACAAGAAUGGACUAAAAGAGGAAACACAACAUGCCCCAUCACUAGACAGCCCAUCUCGGCUAAUCCAUUGCCCAAAACAAACUACGUCCUGAAGAGGCUAAUCACUUCCUGGAAAGAGCAGCAUCCUGAUCUUGCUCAGGAAUUGUCAUAUUCUGAAACACCAAGAAGUUCUUUCAGUGCUCCUCCAAAAGACACUCCGUCAGUAACUACCCCAUCCAGAACAAUCACCCUUCGUGAUCAAAGAAGUAGGGAUGAUAAUAACAACCACAAACCAAGAAGAUUCGCCCGAGCUGCUACCUCAAACUCACCGACCAGUGUGAUAUCUCAAGCUGCUGUUGAGUCCAUUAUUAAUGGGUUGAAUCCAUAUAUUUCGUGUCUCUGCAAUUCUGAAAAUUUGAAGGAAUGUGAAACAUCUGUUCUAAAAGUAGCUAACACAUGGAAAGACUCAAGGGGUGACUCGGGACUGCAUGCUUAUCUAUCCAAUCCAGCCAUAGUUAAUGGUUUUGUAGAUAUACUAUCAGCUUCUUUGAACAGGGAAGUCUUACGAACAUCAAUCUAUGUUCUUUCUGAGCUAAUAUUUUCUGAUGAUAGGGUUGGAGAGAUUCUAACAGCAGACUCAGAUUUUGAAAUCCUAGCAUCCCUGCUCAUAAAUGGUUUGGCUGAGGCUGCUGUUCUAAUGUACUUGCUAAAACCAGCAACUUCGCAGUUAUCUCCUUACAACUUUCUGCCUUCCCUUAUCCAGAUAAUUUCAAACAAAACUGAAGAUUCAAAUGAACUUGAUUUAGUGAUGGAUCCUAAGGAUGCAGCAAUUGCAUUGCUGGAGCAGGUUAUCCUAGGAGAAGAUGAAAAUAGCAGAAUUUCAAAAGCUACAGAUAUCAUAUCUGAGAAUGGAAUUCCUGCCUUGCUUAAUUGCCUAAACCGAGAGGAAGGACGGCAUUCUAUAGUAUUCAUACUAUUGCAGUGUAUUUAUGCAGAUAGAAAUUGUAGGAACUUGAUAGCGAGUAGAAUUGAGUUGUCUCCUGUGCUUGAGUUAUUUCAUGCUGGAGACGAUAACGUGAGAGGCAUAUGCAUAGAAUUUCUUACUGAGUUGGUUCAGUUGAGCAGGAGAACACUAUCCAAUCAGAUUCUGCAGAUGAUUAAGGAUGAAGGAGCAUUUAGCACCAUGCACACUCUUCUUGUCUAUCUACAAAUGGCUCCAAUGGAACAGCAAUCUUCCAUUGCUAUUCUUCUGCUUCAGCUUGAUCUCCUGGCUGAACCUCGAAAGAUGAGUAUCUACAGAGAAGAAGCGAUUGAGUCAUUAAUUGAAGCGCUUCGUAGAAAAGACUUCCCCAAUUCUCAAAUAAUGGCUCUUGAUGCUCUAUCAUCUCUUUUAGGACGUCUAACCAUGUCAGGAAAAUCCUGCAUGGAAGUCUUGCUACUGAAAUCUGCAGGAUUUGAUAAACCUUAUAAUGCUUUGAUGAAAGCAGAGAAGCUGAAAUUUUAUGAUGCUGAAUUGACUGAAACAAUGGAAGAGGAAGAGAAAGCUGCAGUUUCAUGGGAGAGAAGGGCGGCUUUUGUACUCUGCAACCAUGAGAAAGGCAUGAUUUUCAAAGCCUUGGAAGAAUGCCUGAAGAGUAAUUCUAUUGAGAUUGCAAAGUCGUGCCUUGUUAUCGCGACAUGGCUUGUCUACAUGCUUUACAGCCUUCCCGAUACAGGAGUCAGAGAUGCUGCUCGAAAGUGCUUACUUGACCAGUUCAUAAAUGUAUUACAAUCAUCAAAGAACCUCGAGGAGAAGAUUUUGGUAACCCUUGCUUUAAGUGGUUUUACCAGUGAUCCAGCUGCGGCUGGUGAACUUGGAGUGUAUGCUAAAUGCAUGUAUAAAACACUAAGAAAACUCAAGCGCAACUCUUCAGUGGUCAAUGAUAUCCUGAAAACCUUAAUGAACUUGCCUUCUGUUGAUGCAGCCGAUAUGUGGUGUUGUGCUGAAGGGCCUGAGUUGAAUUCUAGCAUGAAUGGUGAGGUUCUGGCAUUGCUUCACAUAAAAGGCCGCAUCAUAAGCAGUCAUUCUGAUGGAACUAUAAAGGUAUGGGAUGCCACUAAGAGGGUUCCGAGGUUAAUUCAAGAAGUGCGUGAACACACAAAGGCUGUGACAUGCCUAUAUAUAUCUUCUCCUGGCGACAAACUAUAUAGUGGCUCCCUGGAUAAAACGAUUCGGGUCUGGGCAAUGAAACAAGAAGAAAUACACUGUGUUCAGGUCCAUGAUGUAAAGGAGCCAGUACUCGAGUUAGUAGCAAAUAACAGUAUGGCAUGCUUUGCCCCUCAAGGAACAGGAGUUAAGAUCUAUAACUGGUCAGGUGUCACAAAGCAUAUCAACUUUAACAAAACUGUCAAAUGCCUUGCCAUGAUGGGCGAUAAACUCUACUGUGGUUGCAGUGCUUUCAGUAUCCAGGAGGUCGAUUUACAGAAGCAUACAUCAACCGUAUUUUACUCUGGUGCAAGAAAACUUCUGGGGAAACAAAUUGUUCAGUCUCUUCAUGUUCACGAAAAUCUUCUCUAUGCUGGAGGUUCUUCCGUAGAUGGUAUUGCAGGAAAGGUAUUCUCUCUAUCAACAAAGGCGGUAACAGGAUCACUGGCAACCGGACUAGACAUUCAGUGCAUAACUGUGAACAAUGAUUUCAUAUUUACUGCCACGAGAUUUGGCACCAUUGAGGUGUGGUUAAAAGAAAGAGUGACAAGAAUUGCUUCCAUCAGGAUGGGCAGUGGAGGAAAUGCAAAGAUCACAUCCUUGACAUCAGAUAAGGAUGGACAAAUGCUUUUUGCUGGCUCUUCUGAUGGCAAAAUUCAGGCUUGGGUGCUGGAUUGAAACAGAGAAUUAUGCCAUUAUUUUUGCAUUUCUGUGGUCUUGUAAGUUGCAACGUAAAUAUAACUUAUUCAUCGUACACCAAUUUUUUAUGGGUAAUACUUUCAAAAUUCUAAAUAAAUGAUUCAAUGAUUAUCAAUUUUAAUUGUAUA